AAGUAAGACUAUUCUCAAUCAAUCGGAAUUCAGUAUAAGCACAAUCCAUAGCCCUAUCACGGAAAUCCUCGAUUAGGCAUUGCCCGGUUCGAAGAGACGAUAGCCAUUGCGGGACCUCCUCCGUAUAACAAAGUGGUCUAACAUCAAUGCACCUAGAUAAUAUAAUAAUUCAAGUCUACCUACGUCCCUCGCAGUGUCAUGUGUGGGUAUUCAGACUAAAGAUCAUAGUAAGAUGGCUGCGAUUUCACAACUCUACGAAAUCCCUGCUAGCACUUUCGUGCCAAUAUGUCACCCUUUAUACACCGAAGUCUCGACAUCCGUCAACCAAUGGUUUCUUGAGAAUUGGGACUUCCCAAAUGAGGAUGCGCGGAAGAAGUUCGUAAGGGCGGGCUUUUCACAUGCGACAUGCUCAUAUUUCCCGAAGUCAUUGGAUGAUAGAAUCGGCCUUGCUUGCAAGUUGCUCUCUAUUCUCUUUCUCAUUGACGACCAACUUGAACACCUUUCUCUGUCAGACGGUGCUGCGUACAAUGAGCAUCUCAUGCCACUAUGCAAGGGGGAAGCACUGCCAAAUCAUAAUUCUCCGGUUGAAUGGAUGAUGUACAGCAUAUGGGAAGAAAUGCGACAGUGCAAUGAAAGCCUUGCUAAUGGCGUACUCGAGCCUGUGUUCACGUUCAUGAGAGCUCAGACAUCCCCAGAGAGGCUGACUGUCAAGGAGCUGGGUCCCUACCUACGAUAUCGCCAAGGCGACGUCGGCCAAGCUCUUCUUGCGGCUCUGAUGAGGUUCUGUAUGGGAUUGUAUCUUGAUAACGAUGAACUUGACUCUGUGAGGGAGAUAGAGCUAAACGUAGGGCGACACAUAUCAAUCGUAAACGACAUAUUCAGUUUUGAAAAGGAGUUGGCAUCAUCAAAGGUUACGCAUGAGGAAGGAGGUGUUCUUUGUUCUGCAGUGUCCGUCCUAGCAGGGGAAAUUAAUAUUGGAACCAGUGCUGCCAAACGUAUUCUUUGGUCUAUGUGUAGGGAGUGGGAGCUAAUCCACCAGGAACUUGUCAAGAAGCGGAUGAGCAGCGAAGAGGCUUGCAGUAGUUCACUACAAAAGUACGUAAAAGCUUUGGAAUACCAGAUGAGCGGUAAUGAGCUUUGGAGCCGUUCAACUGGCAGGUAUGGGACUCAGAUGAACUCCCCAUAACGGAACAUAUCACACAAUGGCAGACGUUAGAUCGUAGAUCGAGAUAUACGAAAACGGUAUUUCUGUUAGGUACAAUUGAUGUUGUGUUAUUAA
This is a messenger RNA of Annulohypoxylon truncatum, 1279 nucleotides long. Its product is annotated as Aristolochene synthase from penicillium Roqueforti. The transcript has 3 exons. The coding region runs from base 233 to 1186 and encodes 317 amino acids. NCBI's taxonomy places the organism in Eukaryota, Fungi, Ascomycota, Sordariomycetes, Xylariales, Hypoxylaceae. The record is from RefSeq and is a predicted model, not a curated record.